Messenger RNA from Metarhizium acridum CQMa 102, 519 nucleotides. RefSeq lists its product as uncharacterized. Gene Ontology annotation, cellular component: cytosol. The record is from RefSeq and is a predicted model, not a curated record. Gene Ontology annotation, molecular function: GMP kinase activity. NCBI's taxonomy places the organism in Eukaryota, Fungi, Ascomycota, Sordariomycetes, Hypocreales, Clavicipitaceae. Gene Ontology annotation, biological process: purine nucleotide metabolic process.
AUGCUUCAAGAAGCCCACCCGAAUGUUUUCGCUACGACCGUUUCUCAUACCACGCGCGAACGACGUCCCGGAGAGGUGGAAGGUCAAUCAUACUUUUACGUUUCUAGAGACAAAUUCGAGUCCCUCAUUCGCCAACACACCUUCGUAGAGCACACUGAGUUUAAUGGCAAUCUCUAUGGUACUAGCAAGCAGACUGUUAUUGAUCAAACGGCGAAGGGCUCUACUGUGAUACUCGACAUUGAGAUGGAAGGGGUGAAACAACUAAAGCAAGAACUCUUGAAACCCAACCCACCAAUUCGACCCAGAUUCGUCUUCAUACAACCCCCGAGCUUCGAGGUUUUGGAGGAACGACUGCGUGGCCGCGGUACAGAAACCGAAAGCAGCAUACAGAAGCGCUUGAAUCAGGCUAAAGCGGAGUUGGAAUACGCACAAACCGGCGCGCAUGACAUUAUCAUCACUAAUCGAGACCUCACCGAAGCAUUCAAGGAGCUGGAGAAUUUCAUUUUUACCACUGUGUAA